GAUUUUUUUUAUUCUGAAAUUGCCCGGAAGUUGUCAGUUGCUCACUUCCGGUUGUAGACGGCGUUGCUUUCGUUUUGUGUCUGACCUUUCCCUCACGUACUCCCAGCUCCAACUUUCUUAUUAUUGUUACUCUGCCUGCAGCCUUGAAAGUGUUCGGGUCAGGAAUCCGCCAUGGGCUUUCUACUGUCUAAAACCAUGGACGAAAACCUUAAAAGGCAGCAAGAGUUCAUGCUCCACAACUCGAGGCUACAGAUGGAGCGUCAGAUGCUGAUGCAGAACCAGAUGAGAGAGCGGCAGAUGGCCAUGCAAAUCGCCUGGUCCAGAGAGUUUUUGAAAUACUUUGGCACUUUCUACGCGCUGGCCGCUGUGGGACUGACUGUCGGAGCCAUUAAGAAAAAGCGUCCAGCCCUGUUCGCCCCGAUCAUCCCGCUCAGCUUCAUAAUGGUCUACCAGAUGGACAGCGGCUAUGGGACACUCAUUCAUCGUAUGAGAGGGGAGGCCGAGAAUAUCCUGAAGAAGGAGAGCGACCGUCUGGACAUGCCUCUGGGGAUCCCGACCUUCGAUAGCAUAGAGAAGGCCCGGCGCGCUCAAAGCCACCUCGCCUCCUUCCUGGAGAAAUAGCACUUAAGUUACGUUGUGAUGAGUCUGUCGUCCAUUCGGCGCAUUCACCUGAGCUGCUUUUGCUUUUUUUUUUUUUUAUGAUGGACUUUGUGAGAAUCCAUGGUUUGCACUAAUAUCGUAUCACGGAUUUCAAGUCAAAGUUUCGGCCAUAUCGGUGUGUGUAAUCAUGCUCUGGUGCUUGUGGGUUUGUUAUAAUAGGUGCACUAGUAGGUAAAUACUUUCCCGGCAGGUAGCAUGAAGCAGACUGGCUUAUAUGCGAUAUUGAAUCAGAUGGGCAGUUAUUUAGAAAUAUGCAGCCAGCGUGGGGAGCUAUCACGGCAUAGAAAUUAAACCACAUUAAGCAGACAGAUCAUUGCGCUUGCUUGCAUUUAAAGCAGCUUUUUGAAACAUUAGACUACCAGAGGGUAGAAAAUCUCCUCACUGAACGGAGCUGUGGGACACAACCAGGAUGCACUCGACUCCCUGUUUAUCACAGAUCUAUAUCUCAAAUCAGCUGACCGUAGAUGAAAUGGACAAGUUGGAGUUAGGAAACAGCACAAAGCUCCUCAUACAGUCAAAGCUCAGUGUUUUUGUGCAAAAUUAGUUUUUUUUUGUCUGUAUAAUAAUUAGCAGAUAAUCAAUAGGAAAACAAUGGUGCUUUAUGUUAGAGGUUCAGAGUCUGACUUUAUCAUCCGAUUGAUACUUGAUCAUCAAUCAGAUCAACACAGUCAUUUGAAAUGCAGCAUGUUGGUAACAGGAUCCUGUCCAUGUGUCUGCUGCUCCCUGUCUCCCCCUGGUGUUUCUAAUCGUCCAGUGGUUUUUUUUCCCCUUUGCUUGUUGUGACAAUGAGUGUAUCCACCAAUUUUUAGCAUCAGUGUCAUUUUUUUUUUAUCAAAUACAAGAGGAACCAGGAGGUUCUAUGAAAAAUAAAUUCAUAAAAUUCAGAUGUUUUUCAUACAGAUUCAUCUUAUUUAAUAAGAAAAAUAAAGCAAAACAUUUUUUUUCCCCAUUUUUUUUUGGGUCACUGAGAUUUAACUUCCUCAGACUUUCAUUUUAGAUUUUUUUUUUUUUUAAGAAACAUCAUACAGAUUCUCAACGCUGACACUUAAAGAUCCACUUUCCUUCCAGCUGUAUCCUCAGAACAGAAGUUGAAUGUAGACACCAAAGCUGUUUCUCCCUUUGCGUCAUUGAAUGAAUGUAAAUUGUCAUAAGGCUUCGUCGCCGUGAACAAACUCAUUUGUUUUUCACAUAUUGAGAAUAUAUUUGUACAUUCAAUAAAGACAAAAUUGCACAGA
Salarias fasciatus (jewelled blenny) is the source of this 1895-nucleotide messenger RNA. RefSeq names its product plasminogen receptor, C-terminal lysine transmembrane protein (gene plgrkt). Lineage: Eukaryota; Metazoa; Chordata; Actinopteri; Blenniiformes; Blenniidae. The record is from RefSeq and is a predicted model, not a curated record. Gene Ontology annotation, biological process: positive regulation of plasminogen activation. The transcript has 5 exons. Bases 172 to 621 code for a protein of 149 amino acids. Gene Ontology annotation, cellular component: plasma membrane.